AUGAAUAGUAUUCUUGCAGCUGCACUUAACUCCAGUGGUGUAUUUCCUUUCAAACCAUUUAUUGAUCAAUGCUGUGCUCAAAAUGCUGUAUAUGCUCGAACUUAUGAUGAAAAAAUCUAUGAUGCUCGAGAUUCACCAUCGAAACAUCUAGUUAUUAUAUGUUGCAUGGAUGCACGCAUCGAUCUAUUUCGUAUUCUUGGAUUGCAACCUGGUGAAGUACAUAUCAUUCAAAAUGGUGGUGGCCGUCUUCGUGAUGCGGUUCGUUCACUUGUUUGUAGUCAAGCAUUGUCACACACUAAAGAAGUUAUGAUUAUUCAUCAUACUGAUUGUGGUUUUACCUAUUUUUCAAACAACAAACAAAUUUUGGCUUCACUCAGAGUAAGAACAGGAACAAGAACAGAACAAUUGAACCCAUCACAACUAUCGUAUGAUGAAGAUGACCCUGAUUUUAUGCCAAUUACUGAUUUAGAACAAUCAGUUCGUGAUGAUCUUGCUGAAUAUAAAAAAAAUCCAUUGCUUAAACAAGACAUUAUUGUUCGAGGAUUCACAUUAUGGACAGUUAUGGCUCUCGCUACAAUUGAACAACAGUACCAUACUUUAUCAGGAAAUGCUAAAGAAAGGUCGAUGAUAAGACAAUCUCAAUUUACAGAACGAUUGACAAAUAUCGAAUUCAUCCAUUUAACUGAUUAUGAUGAUUAUCGUCUUUAUAAAUUAAUACAUAAAUAUGGUUCCACACAAGCUCAAACAUUCACAGUCAACAAAUGGCUUGAAGAAUACUUGCAAGAAUCAUUUGAAACACCCAAUCGAUAUUAUCCUAACACUGUUCAAUGGUGUAGUACAACAAUGCUAGCUUUUUUCAUUCGAAAUACUACUCUUUCUAUGAAAAACAUCAAUGCUCUUCUUUUAGCUCGUCUAGAAGCGUAUGACAACUCAAAAUAUAUCUGUUAUAUCAGUGUUUUGAAAGAACAUCGUCAAAAUGGUCUUGGAACAAAAUUAUUAAAUGAAAUUAUCAAAGAUGCUAUUCAAGCAAAGAAUUCUCGAAUCUCAUUGCAUGCGAACACAGAAAAUAAGAGUGCCCUAUCACUCUAUUUAAAAUGUGGUAUGCGAUGUAUGGCCUACAUUCCUGGUUAUUAUUUCGGUGAUCAAACAUACGCAACUCAAAAUGCUUUUACAAUGACUUUACAAAUUAAAAAUAUUAAAAAUAGUACAACAGUCUGUCAUUCCACAACUGCUGUUGAAAUCUCUUCACAAGAAGAAGCUCUUUACAAACAACAAUGUCCACAAGCAUUUACCGGAUGA
Molecule: messenger RNA, 1299 nt
Organism: Rotaria sordida
Lineage: Eukaryota; Metazoa; Rotifera; Eurotatoria; Philodinida; Philodinidae
Source: the annotation of a GenBank genome assembly